Pleurotus ostreatus (oyster mushroom) is the source of this 1377-nucleotide messenger RNA. RefSeq names its product Exoglucanase 1. The record is from RefSeq and is a predicted model, not a curated record. Gene Ontology annotation, biological process: carbohydrate metabolic process. The coding region runs from base 1 to 1377 and encodes 458 amino acids. The transcript is spliced from 4 exons. Gene Ontology annotation, molecular function: hydrolase activity, hydrolyzing O-glycosyl compounds. Lineage: Eukaryota; Fungi; Basidiomycota; Agaricomycetes; Agaricales; Pleurotaceae.
AUGUUCCCCUACAUCGCCCUUGUUUCAUUCAGUUUUCUGUCUGUUGUGCUUGCGCAGCAAGUGGGCACGUUGACGGCGGAAACCCACCCGCAACUCACUGUCCAGCAAUGCACGCGCGGCGGCAGCUGCACGACGCAGCAGCGGUCUGUUGUGCUUGAUGGCAAUUGGCGUUGGCUGCACUCGACCAGCGGCAGCAACAAUUGCUACACUGGAAACACUUGGGACACGUCUUUGUGCCCGGACGCCGCGACCUGCUCGAGGAACUGCGCGCUCGACGGUGCAGAUUACUCCGGGACAUACGGUAUCACUAGCUCAGGCAAUGCGCUGACGCUCAAGUUCGUCACCCACGGACCGUACUCGACCAAUAUUGGCUCGCGCGUGUACCUCCUCGCCGACGACAGCCACUACCAGAUGUUCAACUUAAAGAACAAGGAGUUCACCUUCGAUGUCGAUGUCUCCCAGCUGCCUUGUGGCCUCAAUGGUGCACUCUACUUCUCCCAGAUGGACGCCGAUGGUGGCACGGGAAGGUUCCCCAACAACAAGGCUGGCGCGAAGUACGGUACCGGAUACUGCGACUCUCAGUGCCCUCAUGAUAUCAAAUUCAUUAACGGCGAGGCCAACGUACAAGGGUGGCAACCAUCCCCAAACGAUUCGAAUGCAGGCAAGGGGCAAUACGGCUCCUGCUGCGCAGAAAUGGAUAUCUGGGAGGCAAACUCUAUGGCAAGCGCGUACACGCCUCACCCGUGCACCGUCACCACGCCCACGCGCUGCCAGGGCAAUGACUGCGGCGACGGCGACAACCGCUACGGCGGCGUCUGCGACAAGGACGGCUGCGACUUCAACUCUUUCCGCAUGGGCGACAAGAACUUCCUUGGCCCGGGCAAGACCGUGAACACCAACUCCAAGUUCACCGUCGUCACGCAGUUCCUCACGAGCGACAACACGACCUCGGGGACGCUCUCCGAGAUCCGGCGACUAUACGUGCAGAAUGGGCGGGUGAUCCAGAAUUCGAAGGUGAACAUCCCAGGCAUGGCGUCGACGCUGGACUCGAUCACCGAGUCGUUCUGCUCGACGCAGAAGACUGUGUUUGGGGAUACGAACUCGUUCGCGAGCAAGGGCGGGCUCAGGGCGAUGGGGAAUGCGUUUGACAAGGGCAUGGUGUUGGUUUUGAGUAUCUGGGACGAUCACGAGGCGAAGAUGCUGUGGCUCGACAGUAACUACCCUCUCGACAAAUCUGCGUCCGCUCCAGGUGUCGCCCGCGGAACGUGCGCGACUACGUCCGGGGAGCCCAAGGAUGUGGAGUCGCAGAGCCCGAAUGCGCAAGUCAUCUUCUCUAACAUCAAGUACGGUGACAUCGGUUCGACAUACAGCAACUAG